AACUCCCUGUAAAUGAUCACGUGUGAGCACGUUGAUCUCGUUGCAUCCCACAGCGAGAGGUAGCUUACUAGCUUAUUUGUUCAUUUCGUUUUGGUUUUUAUUCCAUUUUUGUUUUUAGCUGUUCUUUUACUCGAUCAAAUAUUUCACCGAAGAAUGAGCGAUAACGAUGACAUCGAGGUUGAUAGUGACGCAGACAAACGGGCACAUCACAAUGCGCUGGAGCGCAAACGUAGGGACCACAUCAAAGACAGCUUCCACAGUUUACGGGAUUCGGUGCCUGCGCUGCAAGGGGAAAAGCAAUCUAUCAAACAGGCCUCCCGAGCUCAAAUCCUAGACAAAGCCACAGAGUACAUCCAAUACAUGCGGCGGAAAAACCACACGCACCAGCAGGACAUCGACGACCUGAAAAGGCAGAACGCUCUGCUGGAGCAGCAAGUCCGUGCACUGGAGAAGGCCAAGGGCCACACCCAGCUCCAGGCCAGCUACCCCUCGUCCGACAGCAGCUUGUACACCAACCCCAAGGGCAGCGCCGUGUCGGCCUUCGACGGGGGGUCCGACUCCAGCUCCGAGUCCGAGCCGGAGGAGCCGCCCAACAGAAAGAAGCUACGCCUGGAGGCCAGUUAGACCCGCCCCCGGGAACGCCCCUGCGCCGUCCCGGGGCAUCCGGACCACAGACUCUCCCGUCCCUCCUGCUCUCCGCCUCUUCCCAGCCCUUUCACACCAGUCCAGGAGAGGGGGGGCAGACUGCAAGGAAGAUUGUAAGGACGAGAAGAAAUCUAUCGCUUCCGCCUUUCUUUCACCUCUCCAUCAUCCCAGCGUUAUUUUCUCAGCAACGGCAACAAUCCAAGUCUGUGCAAGGCAGCUUUUUGCAGUUGAAGGACUCAAUGCUUUUGUAACCUCAGAGCAAUCCUUAUUGUCAAAUCUGGACAAUAGAAAGUCAUAUAGCUAAAAGUAAUGCAAAAAAAAAAAGAAAAAACUUUUUUGGGGGAAUCACUUGUAUGAACCUGUUCAAAACAUUUUGAAAAUUUACACAAAUCCUUAAAAGAAUUGCCCUUAAGAGCAGUUGGCUUUUUAAUGUUUGUACUUUUCCACAAAAGAAUGUGAAGUUAAAAAAUAUGUAUGUAUAAGCAACCCACCUCAGGCCCUAUAAAUGGCUGAAGCUUUCCAUUUUGAAUAUUUUUAAUUCCCUAUAUUGAAAGUGAUGUAUUGAAAGAAAUUGUAUUGUACUUUGUCCUUUCGCUUGAAAUAGUGAAUGAAGUUAGUUGGCUGAAUUUAGGCUUCAAAGUUUAAAAAAUAAAAUAAAUGGGAUAAUUCUUUUUCAGGUUCAUCAAGGUAUGUUUAGUAUUUUGCAUUGUUCUCAUGGAAAUGAGAAAAUGAACUGCUACAUGUAGUUUUCCCAAGUUAUAAAAUAGAUAUUGAAUGUUCUACCAAUGCAGUUAAAGGUAGUUACCUUUAUUUUUAUUAAAGGAAAAAAUGUCCAUAUCAGUGUGUUGUGCAUUACACUGUAAACUCUUAUAAAUGUUGCUGAUUUAAAUUUUACAAAAAUAACUUCCCUGGAGGCAUUUGUCUGUCUAGGGUAUGUGUGUAUGUAUGUCAUUUUCCUUUUUUCAUUAUUAGGACAUAAUUAGUGUGUGCUAUAGAUCUUUGUUUGAUUCCAUUCCAUGGAAAUUACAGGUAUGUUGUACAUACUGCCAACAAUUGUCUUGCAAGUUGAGGCCUACCUUUACUAUGAGACUAUAAAUAAAGCUAUUUUAUCCUUUA
This is a messenger RNA of Anguilla anguilla (European eel), 1761 nucleotides long. RefSeq names its product protein max-like. Lineage: Eukaryota; Metazoa; Chordata; Actinopteri; Anguilliformes; Anguillidae. The coding region runs from base 154 to 624 and encodes 156 amino acids. The transcript has 4 exons. Gene Ontology annotation, biological process: positive regulation of transcription by RNA polymerase II. The record is from RefSeq and is a predicted model, not a curated record. Gene Ontology annotation, molecular function: DNA-binding transcription factor activity; protein dimerization activity. Gene Ontology annotation, cellular component: RNA polymerase II transcription regulator complex.